AUGGCGAUGAGAGAAAAGCUAUUUCUUUCUGCUAGCCUACUUCCCUCCUGUUCACGACAACGACUCCGCUCUUUGUUGAGUGGGCAGAACUAUUCACUAAGCCAACAGGUUAGCGAAGGCACUUUUUCCGGUCUUGCUGCUUUAAAGCGAACGAGUCUUCCUUAUUCCUAUGGUCUAAAUUACAUCUAUCCUAUUCAUCCUCUUGGCCACUCUGAACUCAUAGGUAGCAGUGGUUCGGUUUACCUUCUUUCGCUUUGCCUUGGGUUCGGUGGUAGUAAUAGUCCUUCUUUAGCUCGCUUCAAGUUAGACCUCGCCACAGCAGAUCGAAAAGUCGCUAAUUUAGCUCAGUCAAGUUCUCGUAUGGGGAAGGAUUUGGCCAUUGGCAGUUGA
Molecule: messenger RNA, 390 nt
Organism: Striga asiatica
Lineage: Eukaryota; Viridiplantae; Streptophyta; Magnoliopsida; Lamiales; Orobanchaceae
Source: the annotation of a GenBank genome assembly